AUGGGAUACGGUGAUGGCAACUUUUCCAACGGAAAAAUAUAUUCAACAGGAGUUAACACGCGCCCUGUGCCAGUUACAGUAGGUGAUGUCAACAACGACAAUCAUACAGAUAUUGCCAUAGCUAAUUCAAAAAGUAAUACCAUUGGCAUUCUUGCUGUACAAGGUAAUGGAAGUUUCAUGAGUAUAGUUCCAUAUAUUAUUGAAUCUGAUUCUCGUCCAUCUUCGAUUACUACUAGUGAUUUCAAUAACGACAAUCAACUUGAUAUGGCUAUUACCGAUUCUGUUGGCAAUAAAGUAUUUGUAAUUUUUGGCAUGAGUAAUGGAAGUUUCGUGCUAGAUUCAGAGCUUGACUUUGAUUUUCGAUCUGUACCAAGUGCUUUUUUGUUUCUGGUAAUUUUAAUAGAGAUCAUUUCAUGA
Molecule: messenger RNA, 417 nt
Organism: Rotaria socialis
Lineage: Eukaryota; Metazoa; Rotifera; Eurotatoria; Philodinida; Philodinidae
Source: the annotation of a GenBank genome assembly